UGGCGUCAGCGAUAUUUUCGGAAGAAGAGAGACGGAGAGUGAAGGCGGAGAGAGAGGCGGAGAUGAUACCGCAGCAAUGGACGCCGCCGUGUGGGAGCAAAUGCACGCAUAAGUACUCAGCUUUUACGCAGCUUCCAUGGAGAGUGUUCUGCAAAAAGGGAUGUGAUGCCGAUAGUGACUCUUGGGAAGAUUGUGUAGGAGACUGCAGUGAAAUAUGCUACAAAGAUCCUGUGCUAAAAGACAGACCAUGGACUGCAGUUAUAGAUCGUUCUCCUGGAGAUGCCAAAUACUCUGAGGAAUGCUUUCACGCAUGUGUAGCAGGCUGUGGUUACAAGUUUGAUGUUGAAGGUGAGAUAGUCAAUAAUGUGAAACCAAAGAGACCUCCACCACCACCGCCAAAGCCACAACCACCACCACCACCACCACAGUCUCAAAAACCAAAGCAGCCUCCUACUGAGGAUGUUCCUGCAACUUCCGCUUGACAUUUCACAUCCCCCAUCAAAGGCUAACACUUUAAACUCCUCAAUUUUUGGUAUCUAGGGAGUAUUAAUGUUCAGAGUAGCCAACUGGUCCAUAAUCCAUUUUCUUGAUAGUUUUGUAAUGGAGUUUGGAGAGUAUAUUAGUGGGACUCGUCCGUGGAUUGACCCUUUUUGGUCCCUAAGGCAUAUUAAUGAACUUAGAACAUCACC
Molecule: messenger RNA, 689 nt
Organism: Arabidopsis arenosa
Lineage: Eukaryota; Viridiplantae; Streptophyta; Magnoliopsida; Brassicales; Brassicaceae
Source: the annotation of a GenBank genome assembly